AUGGGUAUUCGUUUGCUAAAUAUGAUUUCCAGUGUCAAGCAAUUCCACAAACUGCACUCUAUUCUAACUAGGAAUCAUUCAGAUGUUCCAAAAGGACAUUUUGCAGUUUACGUAGGAGAGACAGAGAAGAAACGGUACGUCGUUCCCAUUGCAUACUUGAAUCAAGCUUCGUUCCAGGAAUUGCUUUUGAAAGCAGAGGAAGAGUUUGGGUUUCAACAUCCUAUGGGUGGUCUCACUUUACCAUGCAAUGAGAAUGCAUUUUUUCAUGUCACUUCUCAAUUGAACAGUUUAUGAUCAUAUGAAAUGAAGCAGCAUUCUAUAGACUCACU
Nicotiana tabacum (common tobacco) is the source of this 329-nucleotide messenger RNA. RefSeq names its product auxin-responsive protein SAUR22-like. The record is from RefSeq and is a predicted model, not a curated record. Gene Ontology annotation, biological process: response to auxin. Lineage: Eukaryota; Viridiplantae; Streptophyta; Magnoliopsida; Solanales; Solanaceae.